AUGGGAAGAUCUUUUGCGUAUGUGAUCCUUGGUGGUGGCGUCUCUGCUGGUUAUGCAGCUCUUGAAUUCAUUAAAAAAGGCGUCUCGCCUGGUGAACUUUGUAUCAUCUCCGACGAACUUGUGGCUCCUUAUGAGAGACCUGCAUUGAGCAAAGGCUUUCUACUUCCAGAAGCUCCUGCACGCCUUCCGGGUUUUCAUACUUGUGUAGGCGCCAAUGAAGAAAGGUUAACACCAAAUUGGUACAAGGAACAUGGAAUUGAAUUGAUCCUGGGAACUCGAGUCAUUUCUGCAGAUGUUAAGCGUAAAAUAUUAUGGACAGCAACAGGAGAAGCCAUUAUCUAUAAUUACCUCAUCAUUGCAACCGGUGCUCGGGCUUUGAAACUUGAAGAGAUUGGCAUAACUGGAUCAGAUGCUGAAAAUGUAUGUUAUCUUCGCGAUUUGGUUGAUGCAAUGAAGCUUGUCAACAUGAUGAGAAAGUGUAGCGGUGGAAAUGCCAUCAUCAUUGGAGGUGGCUAUAUUGGAAUGGAAUGUGCUGCUUCUUUGGUAAUAAACAAGAUUAAUGUUUCCAUGGUAUUCCCUGGAUCAUAUUGCAUGAGUCGUUUAUUCACCCCCAAGAUCGCAAACUAUUAUGAAGAUUUCUACAAAUCAAAAGGGGUGAAUUUCAUCAAAGGCACGGUCUUGUCAUCAUUUGUGUUCAACUCAGAAGGGAAGGUGAUCGGAGCUAAUAUGAAGGACGGACGCUAUCUUCCUGUAGACUUGGUUGUUGUAGGAAUCGGGGCCCGUCCCAACACGAGCCUCUUUGAAGGUCAACUCACUUUCGAGAAAGGAGGAAUUAAAGUCAACAGCUGCCUAAAAUCAAGUGACGAAUCAAUUUAUGCAGUUGGAGAUGUUGCAUCUUUUCCAAUUAAGCUUUUUGGUGACACCCGAAGACUAGAGCAUGUUGAUGCAGCUAGGAAAACCGCUAAGCAUGCUGUGUCAGCAAUAAAGCAACCAAAAAGCACCUCAGAAAUCGAUUAUUUGCCAUUUUUCUACUCAAGGGUGUUCUCAUUGUCAUGGCAGUUUUACGGAGACAAUGUUGGGGAAGUUAUUCAUUUUGGUGAUUUCUCGGGGACUAAGUUUGGAGCGUAUUGGGUGAAUAACGGUCGUUUAGUUGGGUGUUUUCUUGAAGGUGGACGUAACGAAGAAUACGAGGCUAUAGCUAAGGUGAUCAGACUUAUGCCAGUUAUUACAAACUUGAGUGAGCUUGGGAGGGCCGGUGUAGAUUAUGUACUAGCCGUGAGUCAAAAACCGCUAGGGUCUCAGUUUGUUCAAGGAGGUGGUUCUAGGCUUGAUGUAAAGAAACCAGUAUAUAUGUGGUAUGCAACUUCUGGGAUUGUGAUAGCUGCAUCUGUAGCUGCAUUUGCAUGGUGGUAUGCUAACUACUGGCCAUAGAUCGACAAAAAAAAAGUGUGAUAGGUAAUUUGUACUACACAAUUAAAAUAUGGUCAAAUAAAAAAUAAGAUGGAAACAAGUCAAACAACGGGCAUUUGAUCUAGUAUGAUAAAAGAUUGAUCUUUUAAAAAAGCCAAUAAAUUUGUUUAUCUGUUUAAACUUUUGAAAUA
Messenger RNA from Erigeron canadensis, 1601 nucleotides. Its product is annotated as monodehydroascorbate reductase 4, peroxisomal-like. Bases 1 to 1431 code for a protein of 476 amino acids. Gene Ontology annotation, molecular function: flavin adenine dinucleotide binding; oxidoreductase activity, acting on NAD(P)H. Gene Ontology annotation, cellular component: cytoplasm. The record is from RefSeq and is a predicted model, not a curated record. Lineage: Eukaryota; Viridiplantae; Streptophyta; Magnoliopsida; Asterales; Asteraceae. The transcript is spliced from 7 exons.